Messenger RNA from Porites lobata, 5740 nucleotides. Lineage: Eukaryota; Metazoa; Cnidaria; Anthozoa; Scleractinia; Poritidae. The record is from the annotation of a GenBank genome assembly.
CUUCUUUACGGCUGUUCUCGGUACACAUUUUAUGCUGCAUCUCAGAAGUCAGUUGAUUUUGAUAAGAGCAGAGACGCCUGCAAAGUUCACCGAAGUGACCUUGUGUCUAUUGAAAGUAACGAGGAGUGGAAUUUUCUGAAAGACACUGUAAACAAAUUUCCACAGAAUGGAACUGAAUACUAUAUUGGUUUAACCAAAGACAAACACGGAAGAUGGAGGUGGAUCAGUAAUAACAGCACAGUGGAUGAAUCCUAUUGGGCAGAAGGCCAACCUAGUGAGGAUGAACAAAACGUUACAAAGUGUGCAAUAAUGUACAAAGAUUUUGAACAGAAUUAUGGUUUGUUCGAUGAUUUGCACUGUUUCUUUAAAAGGCAUGGCUAUAUAUGUGAACGUGAGUACCAUGCCAUGUGGUUUUGAUUGCUAAAAUACUCUGUUAUGGUUUUAUUAAGUGUCGUGACAGCCGUUGUGGUACAGUUUGCAUUUCUAUACCGCAACUUAAAUAGUCUAAAUAUAAGAAACAAUUAUUUCAUUCUAUUCUAUUAUCAACUUUGUGUCAUAUUUUGCCAAGAUGAAAAAGAUAUCUGAAAUAACAAAUCAGUGAUACUGGAGUAUAUUAUUAUUGGAGUAUAGCAAACCACUACAUAUCAUGAUUUAAACACAACGUUGAAAACAGAACAAUACUGAGGAGUUCCAAGGACAAACUAAUAUCAUAUAUAGUGUCUUUGUAGAAUUAAUAUUAUAUUAUUUCAACGAAGCAUUUUUAAUUCUUACGUCCUAUUUCAUUUUCUUGUUUCGUCAUACCUUUUCAGAUGUUCUGAAAACAGCAAACUGUUCAACUGUUACUAAAACUGCACCAGCUACAAACUUGGGUCUAACAAAAACUCCAAUGACAGGUAAGUUAAAAUAGUUUUUAUGACUUUGAGUUCAACAACUUUAAUGUAAUUUUCCUUUUUCCUACUGGACGAAAAAAUGGAUUUACUAGCCUGGGUAGCCAAAUUACAGGAAAUGUGCCAGUAGCAAGUACCACAUUUGCACAAUUUUGCUCAAAUUUGCGCAAGAGCAAAGACUGGUAUUGCACUAGAUUUGCUAUCCGUAGCAAAGACGGUAAAUGCCACAUUUGCAUAACAUUGGGUGUUACUAAACAGAGUAACGCAGUAACGAGUAACGAGUAACGGAGUAACGAGAAAACGAGUAACGGGAUAAAAAUUCAAGAGGUUAAAAAAAUAAAUAAAUGAAUCCUAAUGAAAGAAAAACAUAAAAAAAUGGCUGUAAUAUCCUAAUAAUGACCUUUACCAAGCUCGAAAAAUAUGUGUAUUCCAAAAAAGCGCUUAAAACAACGACGUCAACCCCCCUACCCCUCUCUCCAGCAAAGUCGAAGGUAUUUUCGCGCCGAAAAAGUCACCUGGCUAAGGCUGUUAUUUGCAAUUGAGUAUGCCUAUCCAGCAGAUAGAGUAACAAAACGUUCCGUCUAUCGUUCACCCUAAAAGGUUAUUUCCUAAAGCCCGGGAUCAGGAAGACUAUUUUAAAAGUGCCUAAUUUCUGAACAAUUGUCACAAAUCAUUGAAUAUGUACAACUGAAAUGAGUAGUACCCAGAUCACUAGUAGCAUAAGUACCAACAUCGCCAUCUGCAUCAGUAACAUUGAUUUCCGUAUGGUUUAUAGUUUGAUCCCGCGGUAUACGUUGUGCUUAUUGAGAUCAUGAAGAAAAGAAAGUUUUUGCGAGGCAUUCUUUUUUAGACAAGGCAUGGGACUACCCAAGGUUUCAAGGUUUCAGUGCGAACGAUUGUUAUAACCAAUGGAUUAAUUAAAUUUUGUAAGAAGAUUAAGGAAAGUACUUCUUAUGCCAAAUGCAGGUCCCUCUUCGUAGUCGCAGGAUUGUAAAGACCGUCUGCAAGUGCCACUUCAGCUCUUAGGUGCUAAUAUAAGAGAUUGAUCGUCAAAGCAAGUCUAGAAGAACACACGACCAUUCCUUUCCCGAGGGGAUCAUAAGUGGGAGAACACAGAAGUGGAAACGAGGGCUCUUCUACGAUUUCAAAAUACUAUUAGUUGUUGUUAUCUUAGCUCAGGCGUUUCAUAUAACACACCAAUAUUUAUUUUUAAAGUUUGCCGAAGCGUGACCAGAAGCGGAAACCCUUAACAGAAUUCAGCGGUGACAGAGGCGUAACUGCCUGCCAUCCAUUAAGCCCAGGCUUAACAAAUUAAAAUUUGGGUCACAAUGAGUCCAUGUAAUUGCUUGUUAUCAGGGCGUGAAAUUGCAGCUAAUACAAGCACCAAUGUCUGUAUGACAAUCAUGCAAAAUGGCACAUAUUUCACUAGGAAACUCUGUUGCUGGCGAACGCCAAGUAGAUGUGUAGGGGUCCUCUUUGCUUACUUUGAUUACCUGCUAGAAUCAUUUGGGUUCAAAACUUGUCAAUUUGGAGGAUCUCAGCUCUAAAAUAGCAUCUAGUAAACCGGCCGUUUUCUCCUUGUUUGUUCUAUUUCUUCUUGUUUGUUUCGCUUAUCUUUUUUUUCUGAGGACUCAGGACUUAUUCGACUUAUAGAAUUGGCUACCACUUUGAAAUGUUAAGUAGCCAAGUGGAUCUUAAUGCCCUGGCAGUAACAAUGUUUCGGUGUAGUCUGCAUUGAUUGAUGUUAAACGUAACUUCGAGCAAACCAAUCCAUUUGAAUGUUUCUUUACUUUACUUUAAUUGAAAAUCGAUCUCAAAACUAGUCUCGCUCUGCACUCUAUUUGCCGUCAAUAUUCGAAUUUCAGAUUGUUUACAUCGGGAGGUUAUUUUUAAACAUGAUUUAUAAUUCCUUUUAAACCGGUAGAAAAGUUCACUAUAAUUAACUUUUGGAAGGUAGUAUUAAGUCGAAUCCCGUAUUUUCGAGAGGAGUUAAAAGACUAGACAUUAGCUAGACAUUGAAAGUUGAGCAGGAAAGGUAAUAACCCCGGGAGUAAUAAAGGAGCAUACUGUUUCUAAGACCCUGUUUACAUGGAGUGGAGGACCCCGGCCUAGUGGGGUAGGUUUCUUUUGUUUUGUGUCCCCCGGAGCGUGAAAACAAAAGAAACCAACCCCACUAGACCGGGGUCCCCCACUCCAUGUAAGGAGGCCCUAAGCCUUGGCAAUCGAGUACUUUUAAUUGGUUAGUUGGUAACCGCAAUAAGGGCCCAACAACGUUCUAUUAUUUUGAUUUACCUGACAGAGCUUUUUCUUCUAAGAAAUAAAAUAAUUGUGACAAUCAGAAAGAAAAUGUGUACCUCACCUUCCUCCAUGCAUGGUUGUCGCUCCUCGGUCUCCUCGUAGGUGUGAGAAAAUAACCAUUUGACCUACAUCCAUCCAAACCUCUUAUUUCAUUGGUUCGUGUAACCUGUACUACCUAUUGUUUUCAGGGAUAGGGGAAGGUGACUUUUUCGGCGCGAAAUUACCUUCGACUUUGCUGGAGGGAGGGGUGGGGGGUUGACGUCGUUGUUUUUCGAGAUUGGUAAAGAUCAUUAUUAGGAUAUUACAACCAUUUUUAUGUUUUUUCUUUCAUCAGGAUUUAUUUAUUUAUCUUUUAAACCUCUUGGAUUUUUAUCCCGUUACUCGUUUUCUCGUUACUCCGUUACUCGUUACUCGUUACUUCGUUACUCUGUUUAGUAACACCCCAUAACAUUUACUUCUUGGUCCAAAGAUAAAGGGCAGCCAUGGAUUUGAGGGUCAUUUGCAAAUGGUUCAAAUGUGUAUAGUAGGCAAACAUGUUUCUUUGAACUAUAUUUGCACAUUAUGCAAAUGUUAGCGCAAACCUGUUGUUUUGCACAUUUUUUGCUUUAGAUGUAAAAGUAUGUAAACCUGUUAUUUUUAGAACGUUUACGCACCUUUGCAAAUGUGAGCGAAGUAUGUAAUUUGAACAAUGUUUGCUUGGGUUAUCAUAAGUGAUCAAAUUUUCAUAACUGAACCAGAUCGCUUUGCAUAGCAAAUGUAACCAAACUCUUUGUAUUAAACAUGUUUGCUCAGGAAGCAAAUGUUAGCAAACCUAAACUUUAAGCAAAUUUUCUAGGGUAUGCAAAUUUGAUCAAACACAAAAUUUUGCUUGUAGCGGCAAAUGUGGUUUAAAGCCAAGGUUUGAACAAAGUUGCUUGGGCAGCAAAUCUAAUCAAACUGUUACUAUUGUAAACCUUUUCGCUCAGGUAACAAAUGUAAUCAAAUUCUGACUUUGAUUUGAUUAGCAAGUGUCAUCAAACCCAUAAAAUUGAGCAUGUUUUCUCAAGUAGCAAAUGUGAAUUCCAAGGUGUAAACGAGUUUGCUUGGGUUGUAGCAAAUGGGAUAAAACUUUCUAAUUAUUUUUAAUUAUAACAUAGCUCACUUCAGGUUCGUAACAAGUUGCCAUUAACUUGAAAUUUAUAGCUUCAAACAUUCAAGUUACUGAAGGAAAUUCUAGCAGUGACCUCUCAUUAAAGUUCAAAUGAUUGAUUUCAUAAACCAAAGUGGCUUACACAGGCGCGGAUCUAGGGGGAGGGUGCAGGGGGUGCGCACCGCCUCCUGAGAUGACCUGCGGUUUACUAAUAUAACUGGUAUUCUGGUAACUAUGUGGUUUAUUGGUGUUGAAGUAGAGCAAGAGACGAGUGCACCUCUUCCUAAAAAAAAUCCUGGAUCCGCCCCGGUUACACAUUAUUAUAGACUUUACAAACUACAGUAUACAUACAGCUCUUCAUAUUAAUUCCCAAUUUUACAGUUUGUUAACGUUUACUCGUCUCCACUCUAUGCUCUAUCAGAUCAUUUCUAAGUAUUAAUAUUAUAAGAAAAGUGUUCUUCAUUUAAAUUAGAGCUGAUCAUUUUUUCUCCUUGGUUAAUUGAAAUUGAAACCUAACCACUCUAAAGUAAAAGUAAGUAAAUCAAUUAAUUAAUUAACAUUAAUGUUAAUUAUUAGUAUUAAUUAUGAAUUUUAAUUAUUAAUAUUAAUAUUAAUUAAUGAAGUAAAUUAAUUAAUUGAUUAAAUAAUAUUGUUCGUAUUGUCUGUUCCAUCAGACCAACCCAAUGCUUUUUAUCUCUAGCCUUAGGCCAUUCGCAAAUAAGCGACACUCGCAGCGACUCUACGCUCGCUACUCAAUUUCAUUGCUUUUCACAAAGAAGCUUCGCUUGGGUGGUUGAGUUUAAUUCCAAUUAUGUUAGAGAAUUGUCCUUGCUAUUUUCUUCCAUUGCCGGCAAACUUUUUAAACAGAAAGCGCAGGAAAUAAUAACCCAUCUUAGCACAUCAUAUAGAGAUUUUAAUCCAUGGUGGUUCAAUAGGAAUCAAAGCUAAUCAAGGUAAGGUUAGCCCGCAAUCGAGCUUUGCGUGGCUUAAUUAAUUAAUUAAUUGCAUUGUUUUUCUUUCAGUUAAGCCAGAUGGCGAGAAAGCUUGUUCUUGUUACACUUUUGAAAGUGAUCGACCAAUGACGUGGCCCACGGCAAGGGCUUCUUGUAAAUAUAACAAAAAAAAUCUCGUGGCCAUAGAAACAGAGAGAGAGUGGCAGUUUAUCACGAACGAGCUCAAGAAUCGGACAACAAGAAAAAAUGAGUGGCACAUAGGAUUGUUUUGGGAUAGAACAGUUAGUAACUGGACAUGGGUCAACGGUAAACCGCUGACUAUAAUGAAAUGGCGGGAUUCUGAACCUAGUAGAAACAGUUACUACGCUCUCAUUGCUAAAGAAUGGCCUAGAGGUUCUUAUGGGAAAUUUGAUGGCAUCAAAGGCAACAUAAAAAGAGCGUGGAUAUGCGAGGAGGAAACAGCUGUAAAUAUA